AUGUCUCUGAAAGUGCAUACAAGCAACAUCACCAACAUGAAUAACCCCAAGUCCCUCAACUCUCGGGUCUUCACUGAGAACAUAAACACAGCUAUGGUGAAAAAGGCGGACGUGGAGACCACGUUGACCAAGUAUGGCCAUGUAGCUGGCUGCUCUGUGCACAAGGGCUAUGCUUUCGUCCAGUAUGCCAGUGAACGUCAUGCCGCCGUGCCGGGCGAGAACGGGCUGGUUCAGGGGCAGAUUCUGGACAUCAACAUGGCCAGAAAACCUAAACCAAAUAGACCAAAAGGACUCAAGAGAGCAGCUUCUGCCUCCUAUGGGCUUUUCAAGCCCCGGGGCCGACUCUCUCCAGUCCCCAGGGUGGUUCCUGUGAAGUGGCCACGGGUCACCACCAUCCCUCUCGUCAGUCGCAUCAAAGCUACUUUGCCGAUCAGACUCUUUACCCGCUCCACCACAUGUAACAGUUCAUGCAAGUUAAAGUUGAAAUGUACUGAGCUGCAGACCAUCAAGACAGAACUUACCCAGAUCAAGUACAAUAUUGAGGCCCUGCUGGGGCGACUGGACCAGAUCUCGGAGGAGCAGAGGCCUAGCACAGAUGGCAAGAUGAACAAUGAAAAAAAAAGUGAGGCCACUCAGGAGGACCCAGCGUCCCAGGCAGGGAUACCCUUGGAAGAUUUGUUGUCUGGGGAUGAAGGUGAUGAAGCGCCGGCACAGGAUGACUUUGAAGAUUUGGAUAACCGCCAAUACACAGAGCAGGAUGAAUUGACUCUACACUAA
Dromiciops gliroides (monito del monte) is the source of this 777-nucleotide messenger RNA. Its product is annotated as RNA-binding protein Raly-like. Gene Ontology annotation, molecular function: RNA binding. Gene Ontology annotation, cellular component: nucleus. NCBI's taxonomy places the organism in Eukaryota, Metazoa, Chordata, Mammalia, Microbiotheria, Microbiotheriidae. The record is from RefSeq and is a predicted model, not a curated record.